GUCAACCCGUCAACACUGCGUUUGUCGAAAACGUCGCCCAAGACUCUUCUCGCGCAGCAAAAAACCAAUAAGGCAGACGCUAGGGAUUCGGCGCUCUAACGACAUGCCAGAAUAGACCCCAGGAACAUGGGUACUCUCCCUGUGCUCGCACGCCGCGCAGCUGCAUGAUCCCGCAUCUCGCCCAGCAUGAGCAAACCGUCCACAGCAGCACUACUGCCGUCGACGCUCGUCAACACUCUUACCUCGCACGCGGGACCCAUCAAUGCAAUCACCUUCUCGUCCCAGGGCGGCACAUACGUCCUCACCGGCUCAUCGGACCGGCAAAUCCACCUCUCACGAACCGAGCCUCCUUCUUCCUCGCACGGUCGCGCUCAGCAGCAGUCCAUCUCCGCCGCUAAUGCUGGGUCUGGCGGAGGCGCCAUCCAGAAAUACGCCGCGCACGGGUAUCCCGUGCUAGACAUCGCGGUUGCGCAGGACAAUCAGACGUUCGCGAGUGUCGGCGGCGACCGCAGCGUGUUCCUGUGGGACGUGGCGAACGGCGCAGACGGCACGCUGAGACGGUUCGGCAGCAACACGAGCCAAGGACACACGAGUCGGAUCAACUGCGUGGCGUUCGCGGGGGAUGGGGAUGGUGUGAUCGUCAGUGGCGGCGACGAUACAACCGUGCGGCUGUGGGAUGUUAAGAGUCGGGACGCGAAGCCGUUGAUGGUGCUUGACGAGGCGAAAGACGGGAUUUCCAGCGUCGUCGUGCCCGGGAACGGCCACGAAAUCGUGUCCGGCAGCGUCGAUGGGCGGCUGAGGAGCUACGAUAUCCGGAUGGGCAAGGUCACGGUGGAUGUGAUGCCGGGGCCCGUGACGAGUCUGGACGUCUCGAGGGACGCGAGGACGGUGCUGGUGGGCUGUCUGGACGGGAGGAUCAGGAUGAUGGAUCGCACGGAUGGGACGUGCUUGAGGGGGUUCCCACCGGAGGGGAAUGUCGAAGGGUACAAGAAUGACAGUUUGCGGCUGAAGAGUUGCUUCGCCGGCAACGAAAGCUUGGUGCUGAGUGGGAGUGAAGACGACGGGAGGGUGCGAGGUUGGGAUGUGCUCUCCGGGAAGAGCGUAGGCAAUGUGGACGUCAAUCCGUCGGCCAAGGUCGUCAGUGUGGUUAGAUGGAGAGAGGGAAGUCAGGCUCAAGGCAGACAAGGUCUCUGGGCUGGCGGAGGCGCGGAAGGGAUCGUCAAGGUCUACGGUGUCGGUUGACAGAAGACAUUGGACGAGCUGAUGUCGGUUCAUCAAAGUGCCCUUCAUGGCGCCAUGUUCAGGGCGGGACAACCAUAGAGACAUGGUGGUACCUAUCUAUCAACUCGAAACGCUUCUUCAACGCCAUA
Messenger RNA from Exophiala xenobiotica, 1370 nucleotides. RefSeq lists its product as uncharacterized. NCBI's taxonomy places the organism in Eukaryota, Fungi, Ascomycota, Eurotiomycetes, Chaetothyriales, Herpotrichiellaceae. Gene Ontology annotation, molecular function: protein binding. The transcript has a single exon. Gene Ontology annotation, biological process: mRNA splicing, via spliceosome. Gene Ontology annotation, cellular component: catalytic step 2 spliceosome. The record is from RefSeq and is a predicted model, not a curated record. The coding region runs from base 187 to 1242 and encodes 351 amino acids.